Messenger RNA from Ceutorhynchus assimilis (cabbage seed weevil), 309 nucleotides. The record is from the annotation of a GenBank genome assembly. NCBI's taxonomy places the organism in Eukaryota, Metazoa, Arthropoda, Insecta, Coleoptera, Curculionidae.
AUGGACAGAAUUGUUAACUCUUUGGAGAGUAGAUUUACGAAACAUCAAAAGCUAUUCAAAGAUUUCGAAUGUUUCCAUCCAAGCAGUUUUGAUUCGUUAAACGAACUACCAGAAAAUUUCCUAAAAAAAGUUACUGAGAAACUUGAAACAUUUUUUCCUGAAAUUCAAGAAAAUAGUUUGAAGCAGCAAUUAUUGGAUUUUGCCACUAAAUGGUCUAGGCUGUCCCAAACACUUUCCGAUGAAUAUUCAGUUGUUAAUUUGGAAUUGAAUAACAGCGAUAACGAUAACGACCCGUACAUAGGUACCUAA